Oxyura jamaicensis (ruddy duck) is the source of this 3800-nucleotide messenger RNA. It is a transcript of the gene RPE65, whose product is annotated as retinoid isomerohydrolase RPE65. The record is from RefSeq and is a predicted model, not a curated record. Lineage: Eukaryota; Metazoa; Chordata; Aves; Anseriformes; Anatidae. Bases 86 to 1687 code for a protein of 533 amino acids. Gene Ontology annotation, molecular function: beta-carotene 15,15'-dioxygenase activity; all-trans-retinyl-ester hydrolase, 11-cis retinol forming activity; retinol isomerase activity. The transcript has 14 exons. Gene Ontology annotation, biological process: retinal metabolic process; zeaxanthin biosynthetic process.
GGGACUUACUGCUCGCAUAAAUCCCAGCACGCUGCCCCGGCCUCACCCUCGGCUUCGGCGGCCUCAAAACCUUCACUGGGAGAGAAUGUACAGCCAAGUGGAGCAUCCUGCGGGAGGGUACAAGAAGCUCUUUGAGACGGUGGAGGAGCUGUCCUCUCCAGUAACCACCCACGUCACAGGCAGGAUCCCCACCUGGCUCAGGGGGAGCCUCCUUCGCUGCGGACCCGGCUUGUUUGAGGUCGGGGCAGAGCCCUUCUACCACCUCUUUGAUGGCCAGGCACUGCUGCACAAGUUUGACUUCAAGGAGGGGCACGUCACCUACCACCGCAGGUUCGUUCGGACUGAUGCUUACGUGAGAGCAAUGACGGAGAAGAGGAUUGUGAUAACCGAAUUCGGCACCUACGCCUACCCAGAUCCAUGCAAGAACAUUUUCUCCAGGUUCUUUUCCUACUUCAAAGGCGUGGAGGUCACUGAUAACGCCCUCGUUAACGUCUACCCCGUCGGUGAGGACUACUAUGCCUGCACCGAGACCAACUUUAUAACCAGAAUUAACCCGGACACUUUAGAGACGAUUAAGCAGGUGGAUCUCUGCAAGUAUGUCUCUGUCAAUGGGGCGACAGCACAUCCCCACGUUGAGAACGAUGGGACGGUUUACAACAUCGGCAAUUGCUUCGGAAAAAAUUUUUCACUUGCCUACAACAUCAUACGGAUUCCCCCACUCCAGGCAGACAAGGAGGACCCGAUGGACAAGGCAGAGGUGGUGGUGCAGUUUCCUUGCAGCGACAGAUUCAAGCCCUCCUACGUUCACAGCUUCGGAUUGACCCCGAACUACAUCGUGUUUGUUGAAACCCCAGUGAAAAUUAACCUGCUCAAGUUCCUCUCCUCCUGGAGCCUGUGGGGAGCCAACUACAUGGACUGCUUUGAGUCCAACGAGACCAUGGGGGUCUGGCUUCACGUGGCAGAGAAAAAAAAAAGGCGGCUCCUCAAUAUCAAGUACCGCACCUCGGCCUUCAACCUCUUCCAUCACAUUAACACCUACGAAGAUAAUGGAUUUCUCAUCGUCGAUCUCUGCACCUGGAAGGGGUUCGAGUUCGUUUACAACUACCUCUAUUUAGCCAAUCUGCGGGCAAACUGGGACGAGGUGAAGAGGCAGGCGGAGAAGGCACCGCAGCCCGAAGCCCGCAGAUACGUGCUGCCCCUCAACAUCGACAAGGCUGACACGGGCAAGAACUUGGUCACACUGCCCUACACGACAGCCACAGCGACCCUGCGCAGCGACGAGACCAUCUGGCUGGAGCCAGAAGUUAUUUUCUCAGGCCCACGCCAUGCCUUUGAAUUUCCACAGAUCAAUUACAAGAAAUACGGUGGGAAACCAUACACAUACACGUAUGGGCUUGGACUGAAUCACUUUGUUCCAGACAGGCUUUGUAAGCUGAAUGUUAAAACAAAGGAGACCUGGGUGUGGCAGGAGCCAGAUUCCUACCCCUCAGAGCCCAUCUUCGUUUCACAUCCAGAUGCCCUGGAGGAAGAUGAUGGGGUCGUGCUGAGCAUCGUGAUCAGCCCCGGCACAGGGCCAAAGCCCGCCUACCUCCUGAUCCUGAACGCCAAAGACAUGAGCGAAGUUGCCAGGGCUGAGGUGGAGGUGAACAUCCCCGUGACUUUCCACGGACUCUUCAAAAGAGCAUGACUGGUGCCUGCAGCUUGGUGCGUGAGGUUUCUUCCAGCUUUGGAAAGGUGCAGUUGCCAUUUGCAAGCACACCAAAAGUGACACUGAAGGAAUUUAGAUCAUUUCUUUGUACGGCUAUUUAACUAAGACUGAACAUUUUGGUUUUGUUGAUGAUUCUUCAAAAUACUUAUCCAGGUAUUUUUCAAAUGUACUUUGUAGCAUAAUUUCAAAAUGUACAGUACUAAGAACUAUACAGUUAAAAUAACGCAAGUUUUCUUUUACAAAUUUAUACUUUGCAGCUUCAGCAGAGGGAAAGAUGCAUGAAAUAGCCUUUUCUAUAUAAUACCAUGUCUACUGGUACUGAACUUACACUGUGCUAUGUGCUCUUUCUGUUGCAUGCUUUGAGAAGAGGUAUUUUUAUCCUAUAGCUAAUGUGCUUCCUGGUCUCUGUAUUCUCAGAGCAAGCUGAGUGGGGCCCUUCCAGAGCUGCUCUGGAAAUCUGAACUCACCUGUCAGGCAGCAGGCCUCAGGCUGCAUGGCACGCACCAUUUUGUCCUUUCCUCUGCCUAGUUUACAGGUGUGUAAGCUUUAGUAAUGCCUGUGUGACUUCUCCUUCCCACUUUGCCCAAGUGCAGUUGGAGUUCUGCAUAUUCUUGAUACGAAUGUGAAAAACAAAAUCAAGCAAUUACGGUUUAGGAUGGAUUUGCUUCAGUUGAGAGCUGCAGAAUCACAGCUUAAUCCUUCCGUUCCACAAAAUGAAUUUUCACUUAAUGUAGUAGCAGACUAUGGUUUAAAAUACAAACACACUGUAAAAAGAUUUGAAAUCCAGGAUUGUUUGCAGUGGCUUAACCUUUUUAUUAACGGUAUCAAAGAAUUAGAAAAUCAUUUACAUUAAAGCCUUCUAAUACAUGGUGCUAAUUUUAAAGGAUGAUUACUCAAAAACGGCUGCAGUUACAUUCUGAUGACAGGAUGCUGAUACGGAGGUAUGACCUGGUACGUCUGCUGUUGUAUAAUUUGUAAGCACUGUGCAAUUACCUGAUUAAAAAACAACAACAAAAUCAUAUAUAUAUAAGCAACAAGCCCCUGAAACAAGAAAUUAGUAAAAUUUACAAGUUAUGCAGUCAUUCAAUAAUGCAUUUGUUCUUAAUUUUUGCAAAACAAUGAAUAUUUAAAAUGAACAACUGUUGGCUGUACACUUAGCAGAAACAGAUGUCAGUGUAACUUAUCACUGGGGCAGGGGAAAUACAAAGGAAAAAAUGUCCCCAGGAUCCCAAAGUGUAUGUAUUACGUAUGGAAGCCACCCAACCACUUCACAGUCCCAGUGGUAACCAGAGAAUUACUUUUGGAACACUGGAAAGCUACUUUGCUGUAAACAUUCAAUCAAAAUAUAUUAUUUUAUAAUCCGUUUCAGUUGUUACACAGCUACACUCCUAAUAUUUCCAGUAACAUAUCAAAAAUUAUCAGAACAGCCUGCUCUUCUGUGUCCAUCUUCUUCUAAGAAGUCAUAUUUCUUGUUGCCUUGUGAGAACAGUGAGUGGAAAAUACAAAACUGGUUUUGGUCUUUAAACAUAACAAGAUCUUAAUGGAGAAUUUUAACUGUUACCAUACAAUACACGUAACAGUCUUCUUUGCUAAAGCCUUUUGUAUAUCCUGCUGGAAUUAGGAGUCAGGAUAAGCAUUUUCCUAAUCUCACUGUACAUAUUUGACUUCUACUCAACCACCACACAUUGUCUUAAAAAAGCUGAUUCUCUUUUUAAGGGCAUAAUAAGCAUGAGCACAUGCUGUCAUUUCAGACAAAGACUAAUUCAAUCUAUUAGCAAGAACUGGGAUAAAGUGGCAAAAGAGUAGUAUAAAAAAAGGAAAGAAAAAAAAAGAUAAAUGUGAACAUGAAUUGUGAUAUGCUGGUAAAAAUUACCUAAAGAGAGUAAUAAUGAUUCAUUUCAACUGUUACAUUACUUUCUUUUCACAGGUAGUUCCUGGGGAGAGGUAGUCUCUUGGCUCUAGUACUAGAAAAUAUUUCUCAGUGCUCUCUCCUAAUCAAAGUUCCCAUAAACUCCAGGCAAAAUAUUUAAUGUAUAUGUAGCACCAUAAAUAUGUACCUUAUUUAGAAGUAUUAAUUGAUGACAGGAUAAAU